GGGCGGCAGCGCGGCCGGGAUGGCGCGGAGCGGCGCGGCUCUCGGCAGGGCGCUGGCCGGAGCGGCCGCCGCCAGGCACUUGGCUUCUUGUGGUAUUCUGAUGACCAGAACUUCUCCUUUGCAAGCACCUGUAAUGAGCCAUACUUUUUCAAGAAAUUUCUUCAAUGUUGCUGCACCACUAAUAAAUAAAAGAAAAGAAUAUUCUGAAAGAAGAAUUAUAGGGUAUUCCAUGCAGGAAAUGUAUGAAGUCGUUGCUGUUGUGGAGAAUUACAAACUCUUUGUUCCUUGGUGUAAAAAGUCAGACAUACUCUCGAGGCGCUCUGGGUACUGCAAAGCACAGCUAGAAAUAGGAUUCCCUCCUGUAGUAGAGAGAUACACAUCAAUUGUAACCCUAGUGAGACCACAUUUAGUUAAGGCAUCAUGCACAGAUGGAAAACUCUUUAAUCACUUGGAAACAGUGUGGCGUUUGAGCCCUGGUAUCCCUGGUUAUCCAAGGACAUGUACAUUGGAUUUUUCAAUUUCUUUCGAAUUUCGUUCACUUCUACACUCAAAACUUGCUACGCUAUUUUUUGAUGAAGUUGUAAAGCAGAUGGUUGCUGCCUUUGAAAGAAGAGCAUCCAAACUGCAUGGCCCAGAAACCAGCAUCCCUCGGGAGCUGAUGCUGCAUGAAGUUCAUCAGACGUAAAGGAAACCUGUAACAACCUCAGCUAUAAACUCGUUUGUACACUUCAUUUGUACAAAGUGCCGUGCUCCUCCUUUGGGGCAUCUAUUUCUUGUCUGAGCUUGGGUGUGAUCUUACACUGUGCCAAACAUACCUGCUCAGACAGACACAGAAUGUUCAAAAGCUGCAAUCAAGUGCAGCUUAAAGCCUUAUCAGUAACAGACACCUGGCAGCUCCUGUAACCCAGGCUAUCUCAGCUGCCGUUUAACGCCUAACGGCUCCUGGAAUCACAGCCCAAGCUCUGCCUUAGCCAAGCUCCUGGGGUUUUUAGCACUGUUACUUAUUAACUCAGCUUUGUGGGAAUGUUAACUUCAGAGCAUCAACUCAGCCAGCUCUGCCCAAGCAAAGGCCAACUGACACACUGGCUUCAUUGCAAAUGGCACAGUUUGGCAACCAUUGAGGAGUUGUGCUUUGAAUUCAAUUGAAUGGCAAAGGUAAGUCAGGGAUCUCCAGUUGCUCCUAGAGUGACCAGCAACUGCUCUAGAACUUCCCUCGUUUUCAGGGGUGAAAUGCAUAAGGAGUACCAUAAGCUGAGUGCAGCAGUUUCAGCUACAGCCAGUGGUUCCCAGCCUGGAAUAUGUAGCACAUUUGGCAGGCUGAACUUGCUUCUUGCCACUCCUUCCGUGGUACAUGCUGCACUUUGGUUACCUCCAUCUCACCUAAUGCAAACAGAACACUUCAAUGCAAGUGUUACCUCUGAGAACCAGGUACCUGUACUGUCCUCCCUGGAAGCAGGUUACAAGAGACCCUGCACUUCCUGCAAACAAGCACUGCCGAGGCCAGCUGCCAUCAUAAAUCAUGUAAGAAAACACUAAACCUUCAAUCUUUGAGGUUUUCCAGUACCAUACUCCUACUGUGCUAGUAUCAUCCCGAUUAAAUACGUGUUCAGGACUUCUAUUCCUGAAAUACUCUCUUCCCAGUCUCUGAAGAAACCAAGUGAAUAGGUUUAAACAGAUUCUAAAUCUUUACUUUAUGCUGUCUUGCAUUACCAAAUUUCCUUACUGAAAUUAGGUGAAGCUUCAGGCCAGGUGCUGAUCCUUUCUCUGCAGUAUAUGUAGUCCCUAUGGUUACUAAAGAACAGCAUAUUAAAUAACAUAGAAAGGUAUGUUUCAAAAUAAAGACAACCCUGAAACA
Molecule: messenger RNA, 1855 nt
Organism: Lonchura striata (white-rumped munia)
Lineage: Eukaryota; Metazoa; Chordata; Aves; Passeriformes; Estrildidae
Gene: COQ10B
Product: coenzyme Q10B
Biological process (GO): cellular respiration
Cellular component (GO): mitochondrion
Molecular function (GO): ubiquinone binding
Source: RefSeq, a predicted model, not a curated record